CCGGGGAGCGCGGCCGUACCGGGAUCCACCGGGAUCCGCCGCUCCCUCGGGAGGCCCUUCCUUCCCCGCGCUAUUCCCUGCGGUUUCUCACGGCCCUGAAGACUCGGCCACCAUCGAUUCUCAUCGAUCUCCAUUCUCGUUUCGGAACAGGAUGGGCAUGGGGGACUCCAACCCGGCAGCAGUGCCACACGCCGCUGAGGACAUUCAGGGAGAUGACAGAUGGAUGUCACAGCACAAUCGGUUUGUCCUGGACUGCAAAGACAAGGAGCCCGACGUGCUCUUCGUGGGGGACUCCAUGGUGCAGUUGCUACAGCAGUACGAGAUAUGGCGAGAGCUCUUCUCACCACUCCAUGCACUGAAUUUUGGGAUUGGUGGAGACACCACGGGACAUGUUCUAUGGAGACUGAAGAAYGGUGAAUUGGAGAACAUUAAACCCAAGGUCAUUGUUGUUUGGGUUGGAACAAAUAACCAUGAAAACACAGCAGAAGAAGUCGCAGGGGGCAUCGAGGCCAUCGUGCGCCUGAUAAACACGCAGCAGCCACAGGCCAAAGUGAUUGUGCUGGGCCUGCUACCUCGUGGAGAGAAGCCAAACCCACUGCGGCAGAAGAACGCCAAGGUGAACCAUCUGCUGAAAGCCUCGCUSCCCAAACUGCCCAACGUGCAGCUGCUGGACGUGGACGUGGGCUUCGUGCACUCGGAUGGCACCAUCUCCUACCACGACAUGUUUGAUUUCCUGCAUCUGACGGGCGGGGGCUACGCCAAGAUCUGCAAGCCCCUCCACGAACUGAUCAUGCAGCUGCUGGAGGAGACCCCCGAGGAGAAACGAGCUGCCCUGGCCUGAGGCGCUGCAGUCAGCGUGGAGAGCAUCAUCCAGCCCAUCAGAUCAGUUCUGUCACUGGCACUACAGAAUCCUUCUUUCUUAAAGCACUUUCCAUUGUAGAAUGUUACCGGAUGUCCGUACCUAGUGUUUUGAGGGGGAAGGCUCAUGUUUAACUGGUCUUGUACAUACGAGGGCCGGCUGGGUUGGUUUUAUUGCAGAAGGAAAUUAGCUGAAGAAGAGUUUUACUUUUAAACCAUUCCUCAUUUAAAACGAGAACGGGACUGCCACUCUGUGCCCCUCUCAUGUCUUGUUGCUCUGUGGUUGUCCUAGACCCCUUGUAGCCUGUCUGACAGCUCCUGGCUCACCGUUCCAGGCUUCAGCUCUGUGUAUUUGCCUGGGAGCAAGAAUCACAUUCCACUUGCAAAAGCCAGAACAGAUGCAUUUUUCCAAACUCACUUCCACCUUCUAGGCGGUUUKGGGGUUUYUGUUUGGGUUAUUUUUUGUUGGUUUGUUUGUUGUUUGUUUUUUUACUGGGGAGGGGUUUAAAUGACACGUGUUGUUUUCUCACUCCUUUCUGAAGCAGCUUGAAACAGGAAUUCAGAAAUUUAAAG
Malurus melanocephalus (red-backed fairy wren) is the source of this 1431-nucleotide messenger RNA. It is a transcript of the gene PAFAH1B2, whose product is annotated as platelet activating factor acetylhydrolase 1b catalytic subunit 2. The coding region runs from base 152 to 841 and encodes 229 amino acids. The transcript has 6 exons. Lineage: Eukaryota; Metazoa; Chordata; Aves; Passeriformes; Maluridae. The record is from RefSeq and is a predicted model, not a curated record.